Molecule: messenger RNA, 783 nt
Organism: Uranotaenia lowii
Lineage: Eukaryota; Metazoa; Arthropoda; Insecta; Diptera; Culicidae
Exons: 1
Coding region: 1-783 (260 amino acids)
Biological process (GO): DNA integration
Molecular function (GO): nucleic acid binding
Source: RefSeq, a predicted model, not a curated record
AUGACUACCAUCACCGUCGCUCGAGCAUUCGUUAACGGCUGGAUCUCAAGGUUCGGAGUACCAGUCAACGUGACGACUGAUCUUGGUCGUCGAUUCGAGUCGGAGCUCUUCCGUGAGCUGAACACAAUACUUGGGAUAACACAUCUUCGCACAACGCCAUACCAUCCCCAGGCAAAUGGACAAAUCGAGAGGACUCAUCGCCAACUAAAAGCAGCGAUUAUGUGCCACCAAAACGCUAAGUGGACAGAGUCGUUACCACUCGUGCUCCUCGGAAUGAGAACCGCCCUCAAAGAAGAACUUCAAGAGACGAUCGCUGAUCUCACCUAUGGCACUUCAUUGCGUUUGCCAGGUGACUUCUUCGUCGAUAAUCAACUGGAACAACCGUCAUCGGAAUUCGUGGCCGACCUGAAAAAAGCCAUGAAUAAGCUGCGACCAACGCCUACGACCAACCACGCCAAGAAUGCAACCUUCAUUCAAAAGGAUCUGCAAACCUGCAGCCACGUCUUCGUCAAGGUAUGUGCCAUUAAGCCUCCACUGAGUCAACCUUUUGAUGGCCCAUACCGAGUACUUCGCCGGAAGAAAAAGGUAUUCAUCAUCGAUAUCAACGGCAAGUGUUCGCCGAUUUCAAUUGAUCGCCUGAAAGCCGCAUUUAUCGUACCCGACGAGCCAACUUCUUCAACCAACUCAACCCAGCCUUUGGAUGUCACCGAUGACAGCACCCCUGCAAUUCGAACCCGUUCAGGACGCCAGGUCAAAAUACCAUCCAAAUUCUGGAACCAUUAA